Molecule: messenger RNA, 4579 nt
Organism: Pelodiscus sinensis (Chinese soft-shelled turtle)
Lineage: Eukaryota; Metazoa; Chordata; Testudines; Trionychidae
Source: RefSeq, a predicted model, not a curated record
CCUUAUCUGGCUCUAAGCCAGCAGCCCAGCAGGUUCCUUAGCCAGGGUCCCUGCCUUCCAACUCUUAUACAUACUCAGGGAAGCUGCAGGGGCUACAUUUAUUGCUCUAAUCUAAACUGAAUGCUGUGAGCCCAGGGGAUGAGCAUUCUGCUUGUCCUGAAAACAGGCAGCUACUAUUGGCUGAAACCGGCCAGUAGAAGCUAUUGGAGGCAGGAGCAGCAUGAGAAGCCUGUGUCCCCUCCCUCUAGGCUCUCAGCAUUUGCAAGCACACACAUAGCCCUGCACCUGGCUUUCCUGAGUGCUGAGCAGGUACAGGGCAGGCAGGGAGCUGGCUGAGGCCCCACCUCAACUCCCCUGCUGGUCAGAUGAACUCCCUGCUUGCACUGGAGCUCUGAACCUCUGCAUGGGGCUCAGAAAAGGGCUGCACACUCAUGCGGGCAUGCAGCUUACAGGGAACCUUGCUCCUAACAGCAUGAAGUUUUGAGUGGAAAACCUCCUCCAAGGAAAGAAGUGCCAGAGGAAGUGGUAUUGGCUCAUAGGGGAGACUGCUCUCCACAUUGCUGUGGUGAAUAAGAAUUUCAGACUUGUGAAAGUGAUGCUCGAGAUGGGUGCAGAUGUCAACAAGCCCCGGGCCACAGGAUACGUCUUCAGGUCCAAUGGCCACAACCUCAUGUACUUUGGGGAGCAUAUCUUAUCCUUUGCAGCCUGUGCAGGAAGUGAGGCAAUCGUCCGGUUGCUCAUCAAACAUGGAGCCAACAUCAGAGCACAAGACACUUUGGGGAACACGGUUCUGCACAUCCUGGUUCUCCAGCCCAACAAGACCAUUGCCUGCCAGAUGUACAACUUCCUUCUCUCCCAUGACAAGAGCGAAAGUGAGCUGGGCGCCCUGGACUUAAUCCCUAACAAUGAGGGGCUCACUGCAUUCAAGCUAGCUGGAGUUGAGGGCAACACUGUGAUGUUCCAGCACCUUAUGCAGAAGAGAAAGCACAUCCAGUGGACCUUCGGCCCCCUGGUCUCUACCUUGUAUGAUCUCACAGAGAUUGACUCAUGGGGAGAUGACCAGUCUCUCUUGGAACUCAUUGUUACCACCAAGAAAAGAGAGGCCCGUCGGAUUCUGGAUCUGACCCCUGUGAAUGAACUGGUGAGCCUGAAGUGGAAUAAAUAUGGACGUCCCUAUUUCUGUAUCCUGGCCUUUUUCUAUGUGCUCUACAUGAUUUGCUUCACCAUGUGCUGUGUCUACCGACCUCUGAAACAUCGACAGAGCAACAAAACACACGAAAGGGACAACACUAUCUACAUCCAGAAACAGCUGCAGGAAUCUUAUGUUACUCCUGAGGACAAUCUGAGGCUGGUAGGGGAGCUGAUCACAGUGAUAGGAGCCAUGGUAAUAUUGAUCCUUGAGAUUCCAGAUAUCUUCAGAGUUGGCAUCACCAAGUACUUUGGACAAACCAUCCUAGGAGGGCCAUUCCACGUCAUCAUCAUCACCUAUGCCUGUAUGAUCCUGGUGACCAUGGUGAUGCGUCUUACCAGCACCACUGGAGAGGUGGUCCCCAUGUCCUUUGCCCUGGUGCUGGGCUGGUGCAACGUCAUGUACUUCGCACGAGGCUUUCAGAUGCUGGGACCCUUCACCAUCAUGAUACAGAAGAUGAUAUUUGGAGAUCUUAUGCGCUUUUGCUGGCUCAUGGCAGUGGUGAUACUUGGCUUUGCAUCAGCAUUUUACGUCAUCUUCCAGACUGAAAACCCUGAUGAACUGGGCCACUUCUAUAACUACCCCAUGGCUCUCUUCAGCACUUUCGAACUCUUCCUCACCAUCAUUGAUGGGCCUGCCAAUUACGAAGUGGACCUGCCCUUCAUGUACGGCAUCACCUACUCCGCCUUUGCCGUCAUCGCCACCCUGCUCAUGCUCAACCUGCUCAUUGCCAUGAUGGGCGACACUCACUGGCGCGUGGCCCAUGAGCGGGACGAGCUUUGGAGAGCGCAGAUUGUUGCCACUACUGUCAUGCUGGAACGGAAACUCCCACAAUGCCUCUGGCCUCGCUCUGGGAUCUGUGGGAAGGAGUAUGGCUUGGGGGACAGCUGGUACCUCAGGGUGGAAAGCCGAUGCGAAGGCAGGCAGCAUAAGAUGCACCGCUACAUGGAAGUACUUAAAUCCCAGAACACAGAAGACUUUGACAAGUACUCACAGAACAAACAGGAGCUGGAAGACAAGGACAUGGUGGCUCCAUACAGGAAGAAGACCCCUUGCAGCACUCCAGCUGUGUCGCCAAGCUUGUCCCGGAGGAGUUCCAACCGAGGCUGGGAGAUCCUGAGGCACAGCACCAUAGGCCAGCUGCGGCACCCUGCCAAUCUUGCCAUGGAGGAGGAGGAGGCGGAAGAGGUCUACCAUGUCUGAGUGUCCGCUCUUUACAGUGAGCGAUCCCUCUCUCGUGUUGUGGCAAAGGCCACAUUCUGGCAUGGACAUCUUGCAAUAGUAAAUGUCCUAUCGCCUGCAAUUCCCUGUGGCUCACUCCACAGCAGCUCUUUGUUGGGCUAAAUGGAGUGCCCAGUGUGUGAGAGGAGGUGAGAGUGGUCCCCUAUCACAUGAAUGUAAACACACAUAAGGAAAAAAAUUCCUCUUGCACGAUAGUGCAUGUUCCCACCAGUCUGGUGGAGGCCGUUGGGAUUUGAACUGGAUCACUAACUUCUUCCCCAUCAACCCAGAGCAUUCAAGAGGGAAAAUGUCUGAUGUGCUGCACAUAUGGUGGCACUGCUAAAAUGUAUAUUCUAGUGCAAAUGUGCACCCGUGUCCUGCAGAGGCAGCGUCAGACGAGUCUACAGCCAUGGCAGCAGUAGAAACUGAAGAACAUCUCCUUAUGGUGAUGCUUGUGUUUUUGGCACUGAAGGUUCAUUCUUGGAGGGUGUAGACUUGACUGGCAAGCUUAGUGUGUGUAAACAUGGAUUGUGUUGUCGUUUGGAUUCUCGGCGACCCUUUGAGAGCAACACAGGGAUUUUCUAGGCAUGGACUUGCUAACUGGUUACAAUGCUGAUGCUUUUUUAUCCUCACUGUCUUUGAGCUGGGGAAGAGGGGUGGAGGCAAGAAAUUCACAGGAGCACAAAGAGCCCCUGGAUUAUUUUAUUUAGUUCUAUUUACAUUUGAAUCAGGGCUUUUCUCUCCCACCCUCUCGAAGAUAAAUUAAUAUUUUACUACUUCUGUGCAUGGAAGGUCUGAACUGUGAAUUUUACUUGAAGUAAUGUAGCCCUCUCCCUGUAAAAGAAUUCUCCCACAGCUUAUUUCUGAGUCCAACUCUGAGUCUGUUGCUUACCUUUAAAGAAAUGGCUCCUGUCCCACUCUCAGCCAUGCAGGGUUAAUAUCUGCAACAGCACUGCCUUUCACACCCCGCCCCCAGGCCUGAGAGUUGGGGAGUGGUUUGCUAUGGACUGGUAGGCUAUGCUGCAGAGGGGUAUGGGUGAGUCAGGACAUCUCAUCCUGCAGAAGCACCAGAGAAAACUUGUUAGUGCAAGGCCCUUGGGGCGUUCUGCCCACUUGUGCCCCAGGGCUUUUCUAAAGCCCAGAAAUCUGAGCUCAGCUUCACCCUAACAUAGAUCUACACAGGGGCAUACACCUACCUUCUCUUUGCUCCCCUUACCCAGGAUGAAGAUGUGCCAGUGGGCAGGUAUUUAGCUAUCAGCAGGGGACACAAACCUGUCUCCUCUAGACUUCAUCAUGCUGAAGUGACUGUUUUCCUUUCAGAUAAAGCACUUUAUGGUGAAUCCCAAAGUAUGUGUUCCCUGGGAGCUCUCCAUCCUGUUUAAAGAUUAGAGCUGUGAUUGGUUGGGACUGUUUACUCCUCUGGUUGUGGGCCAUGACUGAUUGAUCUCAGUUGGUCCCUUCAUGUUGGUGGUUUAUGAAUGGUGCUAUAGAUGGAUGUAGAUCCAUGGUGAUCAAGUGACCUGCUUGGAGUUCCAUUUCCACCCAAUAAAAUCCUCUGCACAAGCCUCGUCUCUGGUCUGUAUUUAUUUCAUUUGCUCCUUUGCUUCUGGGGAACAGAUGGAGUCAGCAAAGGAAGAACCUUUGCUCAAGAGCUAAGAGCGCAAGGUCACUGUCACCUUCCCCGAUGCCAGCAAUGGGGUGGAAAGGAAAUCAGAAGCCCCUGUUCCUCUGGGAUGUUAACUGGUAUGGAGCCAGAGCCCAGGUCUCUCCUUCCCAACAGGGUCUGGGAUGGAACCAGAACCAUCUGUCAGCAGCAACCAGAAAGCUCUGCUCCCCUCCCUUCCUCUCUGAUCCCUAGGACCAGAAUUCUCUGCUCCUCUCAAGGAUGGCAAGAGCACAAGAGGGUGGAUUCAGGAAUCUCUGCUCAGCCACCCACUCCCAACUCGGGAAAUGGAGCAGUGGGGAUCCAAGAAUUGGCUGUGUCCCUUCCCAGCACCAAGCAGAAGGGGAUCUGUUCCCCUCCUGCCCCUGUGACCCUGGUGCAGACUCAAGGACCCACAGUUUCUGCCUGCCACCAAGUGGUGUGCAGCUCUGAGCUCAGUUACCCUCCCUUGCAGCCCUGCCUUGGAACAGGACAGCACAGCAGUAACCGGGUCACUCACCCCAUCU